AUGGCUUUCUGGAAGGCUUUGGCUUUUGGUUUUCUAGUAGUAUUCUGCCAUGCCAGUGGGCUCGUGGAUCACCAUCACCGCCACCAUGACAAAGCUGGUGUCCACGCCUUGUUCGUUUUCGGUGACUCCAUCGUGGAUCCAGGCAACAACAACAAUCUCGACACGAUUGCAAAGGCAAACCAUUUGCCGUACGGCUUCAAGUUCAAGGGUCACGAAGCCAGUGGAAGGUUUUGCGAUGGAAAGCUGGCGGUCGAUCUUGUUGCCGAGCACUUGGGACUUCCAUAUCCGCCACCUUACAGCCCAAAUUCCAGCGCUGCCACCCAGGGCAUGAACUUCGGAUCGGCCACCUCGGGGAUUCUCAAUAGCACUGGAAUGCGUCUCUACGACUUGGGCGCACGCAAGUUCGUGGUAGUGGGUAUUCUCAACGUUGGAUGCGUGCCAGCAACGCAGCUGGGAGACAGCUGCACGGAGCUGGGCGAGUGGAUGACGAAGCGCUUCAACGAGCAGCUGCAGACGAUGCUGGAGGAGAUGCGGACGUCGCACCAGGGCUUCACUCCCAUCUACGCAAACGCUGCAGGGAUCAUGGACGAGGUGAUGAGGGAUCCAGCGGCGUUUGGCAUGAGCAACGUUCACCACGGGUGCUGCCCGAGCAGCAGCAUCAUCCCGUUUAUGUUUUGCUACCCCGGUGCGUUCCACUGCAAGGACAGCAGCAAGUAUAUGUUCUGGGAUUUGGUUCAUCCGACCGAGGCAUUCAACACCAUACUGGUGCAAAGGUGGUACAACGGCAGCACCGAGUACGUAUCGCCCAUGAACAUUGCGGCACUUGCGGCGGCUUAG
This is a messenger RNA of Selaginella moellendorffii, 837 nucleotides long. Its product is annotated as GDSL esterase/lipase 7. The record is from RefSeq and is a predicted model, not a curated record. NCBI's taxonomy places the organism in Eukaryota, Viridiplantae, Streptophyta, Lycopodiopsida, Selaginellales, Selaginellaceae. Gene Ontology annotation, molecular function: hydrolase activity, acting on ester bonds. The transcript is spliced from 2 exons. Bases 1 to 837 code for a protein of 278 amino acids.